ACGCACUUCGUCUCGCCUCCUCCUCGUCGUAUCUCUCUUCUCCGCCAGCCAUGGCAGUUCUCUUAAGGCCCCGUUUCCUGAUCACAAUCCUCGCCAUUUCUUUGUUCCUCGCACCGCACGGCCGUGCCUCGAAGCUGCCGUUUCGCCCCACUGAUAUUGCUCCGCUGCUGUUGCCGCAGCUCUCAUUGCCUAUCAUCAACUCUCUGGACAAUGCAGAGAACCUCUUGCCCUCCUUUGUGGGCGCUGCGUCGACCUCAAACCGCAGAACUGUGGAGUGGAGAGGGUCCUGCUUUCGCAGGAACUCUGCUUGGUUGGAGCUCAACAACAAUAGUAAGAGUGCAUUUGGUGGAGGCACUCUUCAUAUCAAGGUAAGCAAAGCACGGAGCUGGACAUGUUUGGAUAUUUAUGUGUUUGCCACCCCAUAUCGUGUGACAUGGAAUUACUUUAUGUUAUCUGGUGAUCAUAAAGUUAAUAUUGAUGAAUGGGCUUCAGAAGCUGAGUUAGAAUACGUACAAAAUACAGGGGUUUCAAUUUUUCUCAUGCCAUCCAAAAUGCUAGUAACCCUUAAUGCACUAUAUGAAGUCUUUCCUUUAUUCACAAACACUGGAUGGGGUGAGAAAGCGAAUAUUAAUUUCCUCAAGAGACACAUGAAGGCUUCGUUUGAGGAGCGUUCUAAGCCUUGGGUUGCACGUAUUUCCACUGAUGAUAUACACUCUGGAGAUUUUCUGGCAAUAUCAAAAAUUAGAGGCCGCUGGGGUGGCUUUGAGACUUUGGAGAAGUGGGUAACAGGUUCUUUUGCUGGUCAUACUGCCGUUUGUUUGAGGGACCCCCAAGGAGAGCUAUGGGUGGCGGAAUCUGGACAUGAUAAUAGCAAGGGAGAAGAAUAUAUUGCUCUCAUACCUUGGCAUGAAUGGUGGGAGUAUGCGUUGAGAAAAGAUGACUCCGAUCCACAUAUUGCAUUGCUUCCUCUGCGUGCAGACCUCCGGGCCAAGUUCAAUGAGACUGCUGCCUGGGAAUACGCUACAAGCAUGGAUGGAGAACCUUUUGGUUAUCAUAACUUAAUAUUUAGCUGGAUUGACACAAUAGAUCAAAAUUACCCUAAACCCUUGGAUGCUCAUCUGAUGGCUUGUGCCAUGACAAUUUGGAGUCAUGUACAGCCUGCAUAUGCUGCUAACCUGUGGAAUGAAGCUUUAAACAAGCGGCUUGGAACUAAGGGCCUUGAUCUCCCUGAAAUUCUUGUGGAAGUUGAACGCCGUGGGUCAUCUUUUGGGGAACUAUUGGCAAUUCCAGAGCAGGACGAUUGGGUUUAUUCUAAUGGGAAGUCCCGAUCAUGUGUUGCUUUUGUUCUUCAAAUUUACAAGAAAGCAGGACUGUUUGGUCGACUAGCAAGGUCUAUUCAAUUCACAGAGUUUACGGUUAAAGACGCAUACUCGUUGAAGAUUUUUGAGGACGAUACAAGGCGCUUACCAUUGUGGUGCAGUGAGGGGGACACAGAGCAACUUCCUUUCUGUCAAAUUCGAGGAAAGUACAAGAUGGAAUUGCCUCGUUACAAUACCAUAGAACCCUACGCUCAUAUGAAUGAAAGGUGCCCCUCUGAGCCUCCAAAAUAUUCCCGCCCAGAACGUUGCUGAUCAUCAACCUUUUUCUUUGCCAGCCUUGUGAGUGUAAUUUGGGCUAUGCAUCUUAUAUGCUGGUAUAGGAAAAGUGCAGUGCGCAAUAAGAUAGUCUCUGUGAUUGAUGGUCGGAUGUAGAUUCUACAUUUAUGGCUAAUUUAUAGAAUUUAAGAGAGCACAUUAAUAACUAA
Molecule: messenger RNA, 1804 nt
Organism: Ipomoea triloba (trilobed morning glory)
Lineage: Eukaryota; Viridiplantae; Streptophyta; Magnoliopsida; Solanales; Convolvulaceae
Exons: 7
Coding region: 51-1631 (526 amino acids)
Source: RefSeq, a predicted model, not a curated record